Messenger RNA from Argiope bruennichi, 675 nucleotides. Its product is annotated as adhesive plaque matrix protein 2-like. Bases 1 to 675 code for a protein of 224 amino acids. Gene Ontology annotation, molecular function: calcium ion binding; Notch binding. Gene Ontology annotation, biological process: Notch signaling pathway. Lineage: Eukaryota; Metazoa; Arthropoda; Arachnida; Araneae; Araneidae. The transcript is spliced from 6 exons. The record is from RefSeq and is a predicted model, not a curated record.
AUGCUCCUCUUUCAACUCAAAGAUCCAUGCACUGAAAAUCCUUGUGAGAACGGGGGGAAGUGUAGACUGGAGGGUAACUCUUUCAAGUGCAACUGCACCAAGCCAUAUUUUGGAGAUAAAUGCGAGAAAGAUCCAUGCACAAUUAAUCCUUGUGUGAAUGGCGGCAAAUGUAAACUGCUGGGUAAUUCUUUCAAGUGCGAUUGCACUAAACCAUAUUUUGGAGACAAAUGCGAGAAAGAUCCAUGCACUGAAAAUCCUUGUGAGAACGGAGGAAAGUGUAGAUUACAGGGUAACUCUUUCAAGUGCGACUGUACUAAGCCAUAUUUUGGGGAUAAAUGCGAGAAUGAUCCAUGCACAAUUAAUCCUUGUGUGAAUGGCGGCAAAUGUAGACUGCUGGGUAAUUCUUUCAAGUGCGAUUGCACUAAACCAUAUUUUGGAGACAAAUGCGAGAAAGAUCCAUGCACAAUUAAUCCUUGUGUGAAUGGCGGCAAAUGUAGACUGCUGGGUAAUUCUUUCAAGUGCGAUUGCACUAAACCAUAUUUUGGAGACAAAUGCGAGAAAGAUCCAUGCACUGAAAAUCCUUGUGAGAACGGAGGAAAGUGUAGAUUACAGGGUAACUCUUUCAAGUGCGACUGUACUAAGCCAUAUUUUGGGGAUAAAUGCGAGAAUGGUUAA